This is a messenger RNA of Corticium candelabrum, 900 nucleotides long. RefSeq names its product transmembrane protein 128-like. The record is from RefSeq and is a predicted model, not a curated record. The coding region runs from base 1 to 546 and encodes 181 amino acids. The transcript is spliced from 4 exons. Lineage: Eukaryota; Metazoa; Porifera; Homoscleromorpha; Homosclerophorida; Plakinidae.
AUGAAUGAGCCACGAAAUUCACCAAGAUCUCGCCUGUAUAGACUUUUAAAGCGGGAAGUUAGGGAAGAUGGUCUUUUGGACCCUAGAGAAGAAAAUGAGCGGAGAGCUCCAUCUGACCCGUACUCUAGGAUGAUGGCCAGUCUAGAGACGGUUUUCUGGGUAGCAAUGGCUGCAGUUGCCAUCUACUACACUGACUUUUUUCGAACAGCUUUGACAAACCCGGCAGUAAACGUCUAUUGGUUUCGAGGAGGACUGUUGCUAGUUGCUAUUAACAUGACAAUUGGAGUUUAUUUAGUAUGUUUUGUUGGCUAUUGGAAGCAAAUUGAUGUCAGUGAGUGGGAAGAACUGAUUCCUUGGGCAGUUCCAGUAGCAACUGCUUCAGGAAGUCUAAGUGCAGUCAGCUUGACUGUUGGCUUGUGGCCUGUUUGGGGUUUUCUAACACCACUGUUACUGUUUGUCAUUAUCAUGGGUGGAAUGUUCGUGUUGUCAGCAAUACCAUUGAAAGUACUAAACAGAAAGGAUGGCAAAGGAAGCAAAGCAGACUGAGGACAUUUUCUGCUAAAUGCCAUUGUUGCACAUUUCCUAAAAAGAUGAAAGAGUUCUUCUCAAAUAACAUUCAGUACAUACUGCAUUGUCUAAUGUAAUUGCAAAUUUGUAGCUGGACAUGGCGCAAAGUUUAUAGAAUGUCUCUGUGUUGUAAACCUUAAUUAUACACAGCUGGUUACCAAACGGCACCCUCGUGAGCGUGCGCAGUAGCUCAUAUGCCUCAGCACAGCAGCAUGCAGCAAGCGGGGCAACAUGAGCCAGUCAUUCUCGAAAUAGACUUGAGUUAGCAGCAAGACCGGCUGAGCACUUGAUAAGGACGCAGUUGUGACAUCUGUCGACGAGGAUGAUGGUACU